Oreochromis aureus is the source of this 3666-nucleotide messenger RNA. RefSeq names its product transmembrane and coiled-coil domain family 1b (gene tmcc1b). Gene Ontology annotation, cellular component: endomembrane system. The transcript is spliced from 8 exons. Lineage: Eukaryota; Metazoa; Chordata; Actinopteri; Cichliformes; Cichlidae. The record is from RefSeq and is a predicted model, not a curated record. The coding region runs from base 651 to 2606 and encodes 651 amino acids.
UAAAACACUGACUGCAUUUUAAAGAGCUUCACGUGAGGUGUAAUGUGGGCAGGUGUUUGACACUGGGAUAUGUGCCGUUAUCAUGAAUUGUAAGCAUGACCUCCGUCCGCUUAACACCAACACCGGUGUGCACCGUGGAGUAAAAUAAACGCCCUCCGGCUCCCUUACGUUAGCUUGCCCGGUUAGCCACCAGUGGAGAAGCCAAGCCUUCAAUUCGGGGACAGCGAUGUUUUCUGACUUUAGCUGGCACAACGCAUGUGAUCUUUCUAAAUGUCCACGGAAACAGUUGACUAAAGUUUGACAGCUCUUCUGCCAGUUUUAAUUUGGAAAAAGCUACCCAGAGGAAGCAGUGCUGGAUAUUUGCCUGGAUUACUGAGUCUUUUUCUGUGGCAAUAGAAUAGAUCUAUUGCUCAUGACCACAUUUGAAGCCAGUCCUGAUUCGUGAGUCAGAAGAGGAGAGGCUGGGCUGAUGACAAGCAUGACAUUGAGCCAAGCCACAGAUGCAUGCCCACUCAAAAGGCCCAACUGAGCGCCAUCCCCUCUGCUUCCCUGCUUUCAACCUGCCUCUCAGAGGGCGGGGUGUCGACGGGGCGUAGCUAGUCUCCUGCACACCCCGAGCAGAACCCUCACUGUGAAACUGGAGGCCUCAGAUGGAUCAGGGUAGUAGUGAGCAGAGUCCAGAGGAGCCGGACGCAGGAGGGCGAGCGGAGCUGGAGCUCGGCAGGAGGGCGUCGGAGUCAGAGCACGGCUUGUCCAAAAUCACCCAUAAUGCCCUGGAGAACAUGGGAGCGUUGGGCCAUGGCCUGAAGCAAUUCUUCCAGCCACAGCGCCGACGCUCCUCCGUUUCCCCGCAUGACUCCGCCUCGUCCUGCGCAAGCGCCCCUCCCUCCGAACCCGCUGACGUAGGGUCAGAAGUAGGGGACACUCCCGCCUCCUCGGCUCUCCCUUUGGAUUCUGACACCCCUGCCACUUCCGCCCCUCCUGCAGCUCUGAGCCGUGUCCUGCAGCAGAUCCGAGGUCCACCAAUGAUAAAGCGAGGCACCAGCCUGCAGAGCCGCCGCAGCAAGGCGGGCGGCACUGGGGACCCUCCCCAGAAAGGUAGCCCACAGAUCCACCGGCGCAGCACCCAUGAAGCCCUGCUGCAGGCUGGACGCCCACGCUCCUCCUCGACCACAGACACACCCAGCAGCCCAGCCUUGGCUGACAUGCUGCUGACCUCCGGUUACCACUCCACUGAAGAGCCCGACAAGCUUGAUCGUUACGAUGCAUUGGGCCCUGCUAUAUCACCCAAUGCCCUUCCAUACGGCGCAGAUGGAUAUGACGUGGUUGACAGUACCCCAGACCCCCAGCGUACCAAGCAGGCCAUUGCCCAACUGCAACAGAAGAUUCUCAAGCUCACAGAACAAAUCAAGAUAGAACAAACUGCACGUGACGACAAUGUGGCCGAAUACCUGAAACUCGCCAAUAACGCUGACAAACAGCAGAGUGCACGCAUUAAACAGGUGUUCGAGAAGAAGAACCAAAAGUCGGCUCAAACUAUCCAGCAGCUGCAGAGGAAGCUUGAGCACUACCACCGGAAGCUUCGAGAGGUGGAGCACAACGGCAUCCCUCGCCAGCCCAAAGACGUUUUCCGAGACAUGCAUCAGGGCCUGAAGGACGUUGGAGCCAAGGUAACAGGAGGCCUCUCCAGCUUCUCUCAAGCAACUCAUUCUGCAGCUGGAGCUGUGGUGUCCAAGCCGAAAGAAAUAGCUAACAUCAUCCGUAACAAGUUUGGCAGCGCUGAUAACAUCGCAGCUCUGAAGGACUCUCUCGAUGAAACCCAAGGAGAUGAUGGCGUUGGUCCUGGGGGAGCAAGGGCACUUGGAACAGGGCCCUUGCCAUCCAGCCCAAAGUAUCCCAGUGAUGAUGACUGCUCUAGUGCUACUUCUGGUUCUGCAGGAGCAAACAGCACCCCUGGUGCCCCAGGAGGCCCCCCCAGCUCUAAGGGCAACACCCUUGAUCAUCCACAAGCCUCAGGCUUUGAUGCUAUACUCCACGAGAUCCAAGAGCUUCGGGAAAACCAAGGUCGACUCGAGGAGUCCUUUGAAAAUUUAAAAGCCCACUAUCAGCGGGACUACACUAUGAUCAUGGAGGGGCUGCAAGAGGAACGAUACAGGUGUGAACGUUUAGAAGAACAACUGAAUGACUUGACAGAACUGCACCAGAAUGAAAUUUUGAACUUGAAACAAGAACUGGCGAGCAUGGAGGAGAAGAUCGCCUAUCAGUCUUAUGAACGAGCGAGAGACAUACAGGAGGCGCUGGAGGCUUGUCAGACACGCAUUUCCAAAAUGGAGCUGCAGCAGCAGCAACAGCAGGUGGUGCAGCUGGAGGGUUUGGAGAAUGCCACAGCGCGGACUCUUCUUGGAAAACUAAUCAAUGUGCUGCUAGCUGUGAUGGCAGUCCUUUUGGUGUUUGUGUCCACAGUGGCUAACUGCGUCGUGCCCCUGAUGAAAACCCGCAGCCGCACGCUUUCUACGUUGCUGCUCGUAAUUAUCCUCGCCAUCCUCUGGAGGCACUGGGAUGCCAUUUCAGAGUAUAUGCAUCGCUUUCUUCUGCACCCCAGAUGACCGGCCUGGAGAAGGUGCAUUUAGGUAAUUUAAACAUGAAGGGACCGGAGGUGUGAAAGCGAUAAUAAAGGAAUGACACUGGCCCAUGUGGGGAGAUGAAUCUCAGCAGUCCUUCUUUUUCCAGCAGCUUCUCAAAACACUCAGGAGGAUUACAAAGCUGUCUGUCACUUUACUGCUCUAUGAAAUACGUUUUGAGGAGAAUACAAGUGGAUACGGAGAGAAAAGGCUGGAUGUUUGAUAUGGACUUUCUAUAUCUGGUGCAAUUGUGGCAGGAGCAUACUGUAAAAGGGUGAACGGGGCAUAGUUGAAGGAGGGGGCUGAGAGAACUGCACACUUGAUUUCUCUCUUCUGAGUGAAUUUGUUUACAUGUGGGAAAACUUUUCAUUGUUUCCCCACAGAAAAAAAUAUUAUUCAGAGUUUUAUUACUUUUCAACUGAUUCAAGUGGUAUUGUUUUGAAGUUACUGCUAUUUUUAAUACACCUGAUUGAUGGAUUUUUAUGUUCUUUUUAACUGUAAUGAGCCUACAGUGUUCUGCAGUCAUAGUCGCCCACGCUCUCUUUUUUUGUACUUUUUUUUUCUUCUGCUCUUGUGAUUCAGUUUUUCCCCGUCUGCUUUUUAUUUCCUCUUUGCUCUAUCUUUUCAGAUUUCAGCUUUUAUGACCAACACUUCUUCUCUCUGCUCACUACACUCUAAAGAACGGGGUGCUUGCACAUCAGCUACAUUGCUCUGGGUCAGACAUGUGUGGGUUCUUGUUUCUUACUGGAUGUGUGAAGUCAGUAACACUGGUAACGGCACAGCCAGGAUAUUACUAUUAUGAAAUUUUGUGCUUGGAGUUGCAAUCAUGCAAACUGGACCCUACUAUCCUGGUGGUUUUUCCACUGCAGAGGAAUCAUCUAUGAACUCAUUUAACAUACUUGAAGAGCGGAUAAAGUGCUCAAAGACUCAGUGCUUCCGUACUGUUUCUAUUAGUGACAAUGAAAUAGUAAUACUUUUAGUUGGGUUUUAUUUUGUUUUUUAUUUUUUAAUUAAAGAUAAAUAAAUUUGCUGUUUAAAAACUGAA